Molecule: messenger RNA, 1368 nt
Organism: Clarias gariepinus (North African catfish)
Lineage: Eukaryota; Metazoa; Chordata; Actinopteri; Siluriformes; Clariidae
Product: craniofacial development protein 2-like
Exons: 2
Coding region: 66-809 (247 amino acids)
Biological process (GO): chromatin remodeling
Cellular component (GO): nucleus
Source: RefSeq, a predicted model, not a curated record
AUGCCCCACAGGUAGGAUGUGAGUUAAAAGAGAAGGAGAAAUUCUGGAGUGAGUUAGAUAAAGUGAUGCAGAGCAUCCCCAGAGGUGAAAGAGUGGUGAUUGGUGCAGACUUCAAUGGACAUGUUGGGGAAGGGAACAGAGGUGAUGAAAAUGUGAUGGGCAGGUUUGGUCUUCAGGACAGGAAUGUAGAAGGACAGAUGGUGGUGGACUUUGCAAAGAGGAUGGAAAUGGCAGUAGUAAAUACUUUCUUCCAGAAGAGGCAGGAACAUAGGGUGACAUAUAAGAGUGGAGGCAGAAGCACUCAGGUCGACUACAUCUUGUGUCGACGUUGUAACCUGAAAGAGAUCAGUGACUGCAAAGUGUUGGUAGGGGAGAGUGUAGCCAGACAACACAGAAUGGUGCUGUGUAAAAUAACCCUGGUGGUGAGGAAGGUGAAGAGGACAAAGGCAGAGCAGAGGACAAAGUGGUGGAAGCUGAGAAAGGAAGAAUGUUGUGAAGUCUUUAGGGAGGAGUUGAGACAGGCUAUGGGUGGUCAGGAGGUGCUUUCAGUUGACUGGACAACUACAGCCAAUGUGAUCAGGGAGACAGGUAGGAGGGUACUUGGUGUAUCAUCAGGUAAGGGGAAAGUGGACAAGGAGACUUGGUGGUGGAAUGAGGAAGUCCAGGAGUGUAUACAGGGAAAGAGGCUAGCUAAGAAGAAGUGGGACACUGAGAGGACUGAAGAGAGUAGACAGGAGUACAGGGAGAUGCAGAGUAAGGUGAAGGUAGAGGUGGCAAAGGCCAAACAAAGAGCAUAUGAGGACUUGUAGGCUAGGCUAGACAGUAAGGAGGGAGAGGUGGAUCUGUACAGGUUGGCAAGGCAGAGAGAUAGAGAUGGGAAGGAUGUGCAGCAGGUUAGAGUGAUUAAAGAUAGAGAUGGAAAUGUACUGACAGAUGCAAGGAGUGUGAUGGGAAGAUGGAAGGAGUACUUUAAGGAGUUGAUGAAUGAGGAAAACGAAAGAGAACAAAGAGUAGAAGAGGUGACUGUUGUGGAACAGGAAGUAGCAAAUAUUGGUAAAAGUGAGGUGAGAAGGGCGUUGAAGAGGAUGAAGAGUGGAAAGGCUGUUGGUCCUGAUGACAUACCUGUGGAGGAUUCCAGAGGAAUGGAGGAGAAGUGUAUUGGUGCCAAUUUUUAAGAACAAGGGAGAUGUGCAAAGCUGUGGCAAUUAUAGAGGUAUAAAGCUAAUGAGCCAGACAAUGAAGCUGUGGGAAAGAGUAGUGGAAGCUAGGUUAAGGGCAGAGGUGAGCAUUUGUGAGCAGCAACAUGGUUUUAUGCCUAGAAAGAGUACAUCAGAUGCAGUAUUUGCUUUGAGGAUGCUGGCGGAGAAG